GGGGUGGGGGAGGGAGAGGAGGAGCCAGUGGAGGUGUCUGCUGCAAGUUCCUGGCUGCUUCUGAGCUCACCCCAUCCUCCAAGAGGGAGGAGGCCUGAGCGGUGAUGCUGCGCUGCUGUCGCUGCCGCCUGCCUCUGCUGACAUUCUAGUGGGGCUGGAAGGGUGGUUCCUGUUCGCCACAUCGCCAACCAGAGAGGAGGAGGAAAAAAAAAUCCCAGCAGCCGCUGCUGAUGUUGGGUUCGGAGGCUGCAUCCGACUCGGUCACAAGGAAAAUGGAUUCAGUUUGCAUCUCUCCCUCCUUUCUACAGCGUCUCCGAGUCUCAGUAUGGGCUUCCAGGGCAGAUGUGGACACCUUACCAAGGAGCGCCAUGCAGUAGAUGCUGAAACCACGCACCCCAGGCUAAGAAUCAGUAACAUGGCAGCACCUGCUUGAAAGGAUUACAAACCAACAGACUCCACUUAGAAAGGAACAAUGUCCAAGAAAGGGCGAAAUAAGGGCGAGAAGCCCGAGGCACUCAUUGUCGCCCUUCAAGCUGCCAAUGAAGACCUCAGGACCAAGCUCACAGACAUUCAGAUAGAGCUGCAUCAAGAGAAGUCCAAGGUAUCAAAGCUUGAAAGAGAGAAGACCCAAGAAGCAAAGAGGAUUCGUGAGCUGGAGCAGCGCAAGCACACAGUCCUGGUCACAGAACUCAAAGCCAAGCUCCAUGAGGAGAAGAUGAAGGAGCUGCAGGCCGUGAGGGAGAAUCUCAUCAAGCAACACGAGCAAGAAAUGUCAAGGACAGUGAAGGUGCGGGACGGAGAGAUCCAGAGGCUCAAGUCGGCUCUGUGUGCUCUCCGGGAUGGCAGCAGUGACAAAGUAAGGACAGCGCUCACCAUUGAGGCCCGGGAGGAGGCCCGGAAACUGUUUGACGCAGAGCGCCUUAAGCUCUUACAGGAAAUUGCGGACCUGAAAACGGCCAAGAAGCAGGUGGACGAGGCUCUGAGCAAUAUGAUCCAAGCGGAUAAAAUCAAGGCUGGGGACCUCAGGAGUGAGCAUCAGUCCCACCAAGAAGCCAUCUCCAAGAUCAAGUGGGAGUCGGAGCGGGAUAUUCGGAGGCUGAUGGAUGAAAUCAAAGCCAAGGACAGGAUCAUCUUUUCCCUGGAAAAGGAACUGGAGACCCAGACAGGCUAUGUACAGAAACUCCAACUGCAGAAGGAAGCGUUGGAUGAACAGCUCUUUCUGGUUAAGGAGGCUGAGUGCAACAUGAGCAGUCCCAAACGGGAAAUCCCAGGAAGGGCAGGAGACGGCUCCGAACACUGCAGCAGUCCUGAUUUGCGAAGAAAUCAAAAGAGAAUAGCGGAGUUAAACGCCACUAUAAGAAAAUUAGAAGAUAGGAACACUUUGCUUGGAGAUGAACGAAAUGAAUUGUUAAAACGUGUGCGGGAAACGGAAAAGCAAUGUAAACCUCUCCUGGAAAGGAACAAGUGCCUCGCCAAGAGAAAUGAUGAGCUGAUGGUGUCUUUGCAACGCAUGGAGGAGAAACUAAAAGCCGUCACCAAGGAAAAUUCAGAAAUGAGAGAAAAAAUAACAUCGCACCCACCUUUGAAGAAAUUAAAAUCUCUGAAUGACCUCGACCAAGCUAACGAAGAACAAGAGACAGAGUUUCUAAAACUUCAGGUUAUUGAACAGCAGAACAUUAUUGACGAGCUCACAAGGGACAGAGAAAAGCUCAUCCGUAGGAGAAAGCAUAGAAGAAGUUCCAAGCCAAUUAAGAGGCCUGUUUUGGACCCAUUCAUUGGCUAUGAUGAGGACUCUAUGGAUUCAGAGACAUCUUCCAUGGCCUCCUUCAGAACAGACCGAACACCAGCUACUCCCGACGAUGACCUCGAUGAGAGUUUAGCAGCUGAAGAAUCUGAGCUACGAUUUCGACAAUUGACAAAAGAAUACCAGGCCCUCCAAAGAGCAUAUGCCCUGCUACAGGAGCAGACAGGAGGCAUCAUCGAUGCUGAGCGAGAAGCCAAGGCUCAAGAGCAGCUCCAAGCAGAGGUGCUGAGGUAUAAAGCCAAAAUCGAAGAUCUGGAAGCAACGCUGGCUCAGAAAGGGCAGGAUUCACACUGGGUAGAAGAUAAACAACUUUUCAUUAAGAGAAACCAGGAGCUUUUAGAAAAGAUAGAAAAACAAGAGGCAGAAAAUCACCGGCUACAACAGGAACUACAGGACGCCAGAGACCAGAAUGAGCUGCUGGAGUUUCGAAACCUAGAACUAGAAGAGAGAGAGAGGCGAUCCCCUCCAUUUAAUCUACAAAUCCACCCAUUCUCAGAUGGUGUGAGCGCUCUACAGAUCUACUGUAUGAAAGAAGGUGUCAAGGAUGUGAACAUCCCUGAUCUCAUAAAGCAGCUUGAUAUCUUGGGCGAUAAUGGGAAUUUAAGAAAUGAAGAACAAGUGGCCAUCAUUCAGGCCAGUACUGUGCUGUCCCUAGCAGAGAAGUGGAUCCAGCAGAUUGAAGGAGCAGAGGCUGCCCUACACCAGAAAAUGAUGGAAUUGGAAAGUGACAUGGAACAAUUCUGCAAAAUAAAAGGCUAUCUGGAAGAAGAACUAGACUACAGAAAACAAGCUCUCGACCAAGCAUAUAUGAGAAUCCAGGAACUAGAAGCUACUUUGUACAAUGCUCUGCAGCAAGAAACUGUUAUCAAGUUUGGUGAAUUAUUAAGUGAAAAACAGCAAGAGGAGCUGAGGACGGCAGUAGAAAAGUUACGGCGGCAAAUGCUGAGGAAGAGCAGAGAGUAUGACUGUCAGAUUCUCCAGGAGAGAAUGGAACUCUUACAACAAGCCCACCAGAGAAUCCGUGACUUAGAAGAUAAAACAGACAUUCAGAAAAGACAGAUAAAGGACUUAGAAGAAAAGUUUCUGUUUCUAUUCUUGUUCUUCUCUCUUGCCUUUAUUCUAUGGCCUUGAUGUCAAGGUGCCUCUUAAAGAAUAACCGAAAACAAGGAACAGACCCCAGAAAGGCAAAUGCUUCUAAACCUUCAAAGAUGGCAAAAUUGUUUACACCAGUGCGAAGGAGAUCAAAAGCUAAGAAGUACCCUGUAGCCAAGACUGCAACUUGUACUUUAAAGCCAUUAUUCAAGGUUUCUUACUUGACAGUUCCUACAUGACCCUGUUGAAAAUCUACAAUAUAUGCUGCAUUUAAUGAAACAUGUAUAUGUCAAACCAGAAGAAAAGAACUAUAAACAUAUAUUGUGUAAAGAAAAAAAUCAGCAGUGAAACCAGUUUCAGCAGAUCAAGCAAAGAUGUGUCUUGGGCAUGGAACCAAAGUUACAAUGAAACAUUCAACCCCUGCUGUGCAGGGGGGGUCAUUUUAAUGUAACACCACACCCCGUGGAAAUACCAGUCCUCAAAAUAAACACAAUUUUAAAAAAUCAAAACAAAACCAACAACAACAAAAAAAUAAGGGUGGGUGGGGAAUGAAGCACGAGGAAUACCUAUGAGGAGCUAUUUACAAUAAAAUGUUUCAUUUGAAAA
Marmota flaviventris (yellow-bellied marmot) is the source of this 3502-nucleotide messenger RNA. NCBI's taxonomy places the organism in Eukaryota, Metazoa, Chordata, Mammalia, Rodentia, Sciuridae. The record is from RefSeq and is a predicted model, not a curated record.